This is a messenger RNA of Clarias gariepinus (North African catfish), 2127 nucleotides long. RefSeq names its product F-box protein 32 (gene fbxo32). Gene Ontology annotation, cellular component: cytoplasm; nucleus; SCF ubiquitin ligase complex. Bases 134 to 1204 code for a protein of 356 amino acids. The transcript is spliced from 9 exons. Gene Ontology annotation, molecular function: protein binding. Gene Ontology annotation, biological process: protein ubiquitination. The record is from RefSeq and is a predicted model, not a curated record. NCBI's taxonomy places the organism in Eukaryota, Metazoa, Chordata, Actinopteri, Siluriformes, Clariidae.
CAGACAAUAUAAAAACGCAGCUGCGCACUUUCGGGGUUUAGUCAAGGCUUAGAGUUUUUGCAGGGAGCUAUUAGCCUAGUGAGCACUUAAACAGUGGUGUUAAGACUUGUUUUGUGGGAGUGUGUGUUGAAGCAUGCCGUUUCUGGGACAGGACUGGCGCUCUCCUGGACAGAGCUGGGUUAAAACUGAGGAUGGCUGGAAAAGAACGACGAAGGACGAGAACGAGGAGAAUAACAACGUUUCCAAGAGCCAUGAACACAGUCAGGAGGACUAUAACAAAGAAAAUUUGCUCCUCUCUAUUAACUAUGAUGUGGCUUCCAAGAAGCGAAAGAAGGACUUGUUGAACAACAACAGUAAGGUUCCCUAUUUCCACAAAGACAAGUGGAUCUAUGUGCACAAAGGAAGCACUAAAGAGCGUCAUGGAUACUGCACAUUGGGAGAAGCUUUUAAUCGCCUGGACUUCUGCAGUGCCAUCAAAGACACCAGACGAUUUAAUUACGUUGUCAGGCUGCUCGAGCUGAUUGCCAAGUCGCAGCUCCCAUCUCUGAGUGGAGUGGCGCAGAAGAACUACAUGAACAUUCUGGAAAGAGUGGUGCAGAAAGUUCUGAAAGAUCAACAGAAUGUGAGGCCCAUCAAAGAGCUGCUGCAGACGCUGUACGUCUCACUGUGCACUCUGGUGCAGGACAUGGGCAAGUCCGUGUUGGUGGGAAACAUUAAUAUCUGGGUGCACCGCAUGGAAAACAUCCUGCAGUGGCAGCAGCAGCUGGACAACAUUCAGAUUAAUAGGCCCACAAACACUGGGAUGACUCUCCUGGACUUGCCUGCCAGUCUCCAGCUGAACAUCAUGCACCGGCUCUCGGAUGGGCGGGACCUGGUCAGUCUGGGUCAGGUGUGUCCUGAUCUCGGCGUCCUGACUGAGGACCGGCUGUUGUGGAAAAACCUCUGCCAGUACCACUUCACAGACCGACAGAUUCGCAAGCGACUCAUUGUAUCAGAUAAGGGACAACUUGAAUGGAAAAAGAUGUACUUCAAGCUGUGCCGGUGUUACCCUCAUAAAGAGCAGUACAGCGACACCCUGCAGUUUUGCACACAUUGCCACAUCCUGUUCUGGAAGGAUACAAACCAUCCAUGCACAGCCAACAAUCCGGAGAGCUGCAGCAUUUCCGUUUCUCCACAAGGUUUCAUUAACCUCUUUAAGUUCUAAAAGGACUUUUCUUAUUCUUCACGGUUUGUACAUAUUGUAUAUAAAGUGAAACGAUUUGUAGAUGUAUGAACAGAGCAAGUCGGCGUGAGGAAUUUUGAUGAAUUUAAGAGUUAAUUUGUGAUUUGUGAAGGUAAAAUAUCAGUAUGUAAAUGAGCUCCAUGUACAGGAAAUGGGUAUUUAUGUAUUUUGUUAGGUGCGAAUGUUUCUUCCAAAAAGAAGAUAAAUAUACUUUGCUUGAUGCAAGUGGAUUUGCAUUACAGUUUGCCCUCAUGCUGCAAUAAUUCUUUAAAUAAUUGUUUUUUUUUUUUUAUAUAUGUUGCAGUGUAUAUACUUUUUGUUGGACUUUAUAUUUGCAUUUCCAAAAGAAGGUGACGGCAAUGGCAUGUUGUUCAUUAGUGUGCAAUACUUUUCUAUGGAACUUUUUUCCACUUUUAUACCGUACGUUUCAUUGUGUUUGUUUAAACAUAUUUGUCGCCGCAAAUGCAAAAACACUCGACUAUAGUCGACACUAAAGUAACUUCUGUUACAACACUAAAGUGUGGUGUAAUUUACUGUUUUAUUAUUCACUGAUCUUUCACAAAUACAGAUGUUGUAAAUGCACAUAGCAAUGUUUUUGUUAAUGAACAUGUUCACAUGUUGCAUACCACUGAGCUAUGCAUUAAUAUCUGUAGCAUCCUUUUUUUUUUUUUUUUCCCUCAAAUCCUAAAUGUUUACUACAGUACCACAUGCAUGGUAUGAAUUUGAUACCAAAGAUCUGCUUAUUUAUUUCAUUUUGUGGCACACUGUUAUUCUGACCAGAAAAAUCUUUUCUUUAUUUUUUUCUAUGCACCAUCCCACUUGUGUUUAGUUAUGCAACUAGUUCUUCACGAGUAAGCCAAAAUACACUUUGGUCCUGAUGGUUGAAAAUAAACCAUGGUCUGCUA